AUGCACGCCAUCCUCGCAAAGAAUGGUGCCAACCGCGCCAUCAGUUUCGUUCUCGAGUACGCCGUCGGCAAGCUCCACGUGACGGUUCAAAACUUCAUCCAGAUGUAUCAGCCGGCCAUGCUCAUCGUUGGCGACGAGGGCCGCUCGCUCGGCGGUAUGCAUGGGAUGGUCAACGCCCGCACCUCGAUUUCCACGUACUGCCUGGAAUACUCGCCCGUGCCCGUUAUCGUCGUACGCCUGAGCGAACAGCGCAUCAAGAAGACGGUGGAGCAGGCAAAUGACUCGUCUGCAUAA
Purpureocillium lilacinum is the source of this 294-nucleotide messenger RNA. Lineage: Eukaryota; Fungi; Ascomycota; Sordariomycetes; Hypocreales; Ophiocordycipitaceae. The record is from RefSeq and is a predicted model, not a curated record.